Messenger RNA from Lepisosteus oculatus (spotted gar), 1704 nucleotides. Lineage: Eukaryota; Metazoa; Chordata; Actinopteri; Semionotiformes; Lepisosteidae. The record is from RefSeq and is a predicted model, not a curated record.
UCUGUGCUGUCCCCCCUCAGGUGAGCGACAGAGGUCAGGCCGUGUGGGGGGCCUGCCUGGGACUGGAGAGGCUCCUGCUGCGCCUCAGCCUGGUGCUGCCACAGGUGAAAAUUCAUUACGAGUGGAAGGUGGACGGGACAGAGAUUUCGCAGGUCUAUGGGGGCAAGCAGAAGAGAAGAGCUCUCCUGCAGGGCAGAAGUCUGCUUGCAGAGAGCGCCCCCUACCUGCAGUUCGCCGUGGCCCGAUGCCGUCUUCUCCGUCGCCGGUCGCGGGAGCCCGGCUGCGCGACAGACCCUCCUCCUCUUCCUCUUCGUCGAGCACGCUGACCCCUUCCAGUCCGAGCUGGGCGACUUCGUGGCCUCUGCGGAGACGGUGCAGCAGAAUUUGGACCCUCUCCUCCGGUACAACGAGGAGGCAGUGAUGUCGGCCAUCCACCUCCUGCUGGACUCUGCCCUGCAGGAUUGGCUCAAGGCACAGAAGGCCCAGGCGAGGCUGCGCUCGGCCCUGCCGGUCAUCCUGAGCUCGGUCGCCAGCGUGGUGUCCAGCAGCGCCUGCCUGGACUUCAGGACGUCCUGCUUCCGCAGCAUGAAGGUCCGGGACACGAAGGAGCUGGUGGCCUCUGUCCGGCAGUCCCUGGUGAGGGUGACCGAGGCCCGCUUCCUGCCCAGCCACAGGAGUGACCACAGGAGGCUGCCCCCAGAUGUCGCCGCCGACGCCGCGGCUCCGAUCCAGGGCCACCGGGAGGAGAGAGGGGACGAGGAUGAGGAUGAGGAAGAGGACAUGGACGCGGUUCUGCGGAGCCGGAGUCCAGAGGAAGUGGUGCCUCCCGGCGAGCUGGACAGCGAGCUCGGCGGGGCGGGACGGCGCUGGGGGACAGAGGCCCGGAAGCCCAGACGCCCGGGGGCCAGGAGGAAGGCCAGCCCCCCCUGCCCAGCCCCGGACCAGAGCCAGCCCAGCCCUUCCAAAAGGAGGCCCUGCCCCGUCGCCCCGGCGCUCCAGGAGAAAUCAGUAUUCCUACACCUGUGGAAAGCUGCCCCGAGCUCAGAAGAGGCCUCCUGCUGUCCGUCUUCAGUUUGCCCGUGCUCUGCAACGUGUCAGGAUGAGGUGCUGUGGCUACAGGGCAUCUCCAGCCUUCCCGAGUGGGAGUGAGAGGCAGGGUCUGGGGUGCUACAAGGCCCAGGAGAAGGCGGCCCGGAUCCAGACACGGACACUGGCCUCCUGGAGCAGAAGUGAACAGUAGUGCUCGUAUGGUGAAAGUACAUCUUACAGUUAUAUAAAAAUAGCCAUGUUCAAACAGGUUCGAUAUAGGGUAAGUCUUGUUUUUAAUAUGUUUCGUUUCUGAUGGCUGCGUUUUGUGUUUUCCCCCCUUGGAAAGCAGCUAUCUUGACUGGAUGUGUUGCAAGGAUUUGAAAAUAAAAUUAACAUUCAAUGGAAACGAUGCACAAUUGCUCUUUUUUUUUUUUCAGACCUGAAAUAUACAGACUCCUGAUGGCCUGCUCCAGUCAGGCUCAGAAAAAGCCCUGUACCCUUUGGCAAGUGGUGAAAAACGGCUGUCCUGUCCCUCCCACGGGUUCAAACAUCACACGGGCUGUGCAGUUCAUUUAAUACAAAUACAAAUAAAACCGAACAGGACGUGCUUCGAGAUCACCUGAUUGUAUUACAUAUGUACACAUAUACAUCAUGUGAUUCUUCUUUUUAAAACAA